AUGAGUGGACUUUUUCAGUGUUAUGUUGCACGGUUGAAACGGGCAAAAGGAGCAGGCACUAUUCAAGUUGAUGGAGUUAACUUUACUCUCCGACAAUGUCAUUGGCAUUCUCCUACAGAGCAAAAGCUGAGGAAUGAAAUACUAAGUCUGAGUCACAACACCACAGAAGAGGCAGAGGUGAGCUUGGGAAUGAUAGAUCCAAAACAUAUAAAGUUUGGUAUUAGGAAAUACUAUACAUACACUGGCUCUUUCACAACUUCUCCAUGCACAGAAGGAGUCACCUGGAUCAACUUCCCCCGCAUGGAACCUCAAAACAUAUUUGAGCUCACAAAUCUAUUACAUCGCGGGCAACUAGUGGGGAAUUAA
Cryptomeria japonica (Japanese cedar) is the source of this 366-nucleotide messenger RNA. RefSeq names its product alpha carbonic anhydrase 7-like. NCBI's taxonomy places the organism in Eukaryota, Viridiplantae, Streptophyta, Pinopsida, Cupressales, Cupressaceae. The coding region runs from base 1 to 366 and encodes 121 amino acids. Gene Ontology annotation, molecular function: zinc ion binding; carbonate dehydratase activity. The transcript has 3 exons. The record is from RefSeq and is a predicted model, not a curated record.